Merops nubicus (carmine bee-eater) is the source of this 1007-nucleotide messenger RNA. It is a transcript of the gene ELOVL7, whose product is annotated as ELOVL fatty acid elongase 7. The record is from RefSeq and is a predicted model, not a curated record. Gene Ontology annotation, biological process: sphingolipid biosynthetic process; fatty acid elongation, polyunsaturated fatty acid; fatty acid elongation, monounsaturated fatty acid. NCBI's taxonomy places the organism in Eukaryota, Metazoa, Chordata, Aves, Coraciiformes, Meropidae. Gene Ontology annotation, cellular component: endoplasmic reticulum membrane. The transcript is spliced from 7 exons. Gene Ontology annotation, molecular function: fatty acid elongase activity. The coding region runs from base 168 to 1007 and encodes 279 amino acids.
UUCACAUGUGGUACUCUGUUAGCCCGCUCUAUUUUUUUCCAUUCUGUUUCUUGAGAAUCUCUUCCAAAACACUUUACUGACCCUUAUUUUAUUUAUUGCAAAAUUCCAUAUUUCUGUUUUAAUUUGUUUUCCUGCAGGCAGUAUCAUAAAAUCUUAAUCAAGUGAAAAUGGCCUUUAGCAAUCUGACAUCAAAGGCUGUACUACUGUACGAUGAAUGGAUGAAAGAUGCCGAUCCAAGACUGGAAGGCUGGCCUCUCAUGUCGUCACCUUUUCCAACAACCUUUAUCAUUGGAACCUACAUUUAUUUUGCCACUUCCUUGGGACCCAAACUCAUGGAAAAUAAAAAACCUUUUGAACUCAGGCAGAUAAUGGUAUUAUACAAUUUUAGUAUGGUAGCCCUCUCCUUAUAUAUGACUUAUGAAUUUCUUAUGUCUGGUUGGGCCACAGAAUACUCAUUCCGGUGUGAUAUCGUUGACUACUCAAGGUCACCUACAGCUCUAAGAAUGGUACGAGUUUGUUGGAUUUUCUACUUUUCCAAGUUCAUUGAAUUAUUAGACACUAUAUUUUUUGUGCUACGUAAGAAAAGCAACCAAAUUACAUUCCUGCAUGUCUUUCAUCAUUCCAUCGUGCCAUGGACCUGGUGGUUUGGAGUCAAAUUUGCUGCAGGUGGUUUAGGAACAUUUCAUGCUAUGCUGAACUCUAUUGUCCAUGUUGUCAUGUACACUUAUUACGGAAUCUGUUCUUUGGGACCAGCCUAUUAUAAAUAUUUGUGGUGGAAAAAAUACAUGACAGCUAUACAACUUGUCCAGUUUAUUAUAAUUACAGUCCAUAUAGAACAAAUCUACAUGAUGGAUGAUUGUCAAUACCAGUAUCCAGUCUUUAUGUUUAUUAUUUGGCUAUAUGGCUUUAUAUUUUUAGCCUUGUUUCUCCACUUCUGGUACAACGCUUACAUAAAAGGACAAAGGCUACCAAAGAUGGCAAAAAAUGGAACCAGCAAAGACGAUUGA